Molecule: messenger RNA, 2281 nt
Organism: Gopherus flavomarginatus (Mexican gopher tortoise)
Lineage: Eukaryota; Metazoa; Chordata; Testudines; Testudinidae
Product: zinc finger protein RFP-like
Exons: 7
Coding region: 612-2066 (484 amino acids)
Molecular function (GO): zinc ion binding; protein binding
Source: RefSeq, a predicted model, not a curated record
GAAAUUUACCUGCUCACAGACAAUUUUAACAGGUCUAAAGCUUCAACAUUUUGACACUCAGUGUCCAGUGUUAUUAAAUAGUUCUGGUCUGACCAAAAUAUUGUCUGAUCCCCCCAUAAUUUCCCACAACUGUGAACAUUUUAAUUGCAAUGAAAUGCUUAAAACCCAGAUUGUUGUGCCGCUGUGAAAGUUUAAAUCAAUAAAUAUAAAAAUUGCUUAAAAUAAAGUUUAUCUGUCAAAAUUAUAUAUUAUAAACAAAAUUCUGCCCAGCCUGACUAUCACUCCUGACACCCAGCUCCUGCUCCUGCAGGCUCAUCCUCACAGGGGGCUGUCUCAGUGACCCUCCCCACCAGCUCAGGGGCUGAUUACAGGCCAGGAGCCCUUCGGGGUUUUAAUUACAGGCUGAUUUCACUGAAAGUUCCCUGUCACCGGUGUGAUUGUACAUUUUUACACUAAAGCCUCCAAGGGUGAAGUUGGUUGGGUCCUUCCCGCUCAGCAAACAGCCUGAGGCAUUUUCAGGCAAGGAACCACCCCCUUGCUGCUGCAGGCGGGGCACAGUUUGAAUUCAGGAAUUUGAAACAAAGCCUGUUACAAACUGCCCAGAGGGAGCCAUGGCUGCAGAGAGCCCCCUGGAAAGUCUCCAGGAGGAAGCGAGAUGUCCCGUCUGUCUGGAGUAUUUCACAGAACCUGUCACUCUGGAGUGUGGGCACAAUUUCUGCCGAGCCUGCAUCAGCCAGUGCUGGGAGGGAUCCGAUACAGCCGCCUCCUGCCCUCAGUGCAGAGAAACUGUGCAACAGGGAAACCUCAGGCCCAACAGGCAGCUGGCAAAUGUCGUAGAACUCGUCAAGCGGCUGAGUUUACAGGCAGCAAAGGGAGCAGGAGGGGAUGGGGUGUGUGGGGAACACCAAGAGGCUCUGAAACUGUUCUGUGAAGAGGAUCAAACCCCCAUCUGUGUGGUGUGCGACAGAUCCCGGGCUCACCGCGCUCACAGGGUGCUUCCCAUACAGGAGGCUGCCCAGGAGUACAAGGAAAGAAUCCAGGCCCAUUUGAAGACUCUGAGGGAAGAGAGAGAAAAGCUGCUGGGAUUGAAAGUGACUGGAGAGAGGAAUAGCCAGGAGUAUCUGAAACAAACACAAACCGAGAGGCAGAAGAUUGUGUCUGAAUUUCAGCAACUGCAGCAGUUCCUGGAGGAACAAGAGAGACUCUUGCUGGCCCAUCUGGAAAAGCUGGAUGAGGAGAUUGUGAGGAUCCAGAAUGAAAAUAUCAGUAAAUUCUCCGAGCAGAUUUCCCAUCUCAGUGAGCUGAUCAGUGAGAUGGAGGGGAAUUGUCAGAAGCCAGCAAGUGAAUUCCUGCAGGAUGUCAAAAGCACCUUGAGCAGGUGUGAAAAGAGGAAGUUCCAGCAGCCAGAGGAAAUUUCUCCUGAACUGGAAGAGCAAGUCAGUGGUUUUUCCCAGAAAGCGAUUGCGCUAUUGGAGACUCUGCGGAAGUUCAAAGACACUCUGCCAUCUGCACUGGAGACAAAAAGAGGAGGAUCCCUAGGAACAUUCAGACAAGUGAAUGUGACUCUGGAUCCAGACACGGCUCAUCCUGAACUCGUCCUGUCUGAGGAUCGGAAAAGUGUGAGACGGGAAGACACAGAGCAGGAUCUGCCCAACAACCCUGAGAGAUUUGACUUAUGGGGCUGUGUGCUGGGCUGUGAGGGAUUCACCUCGGGGAGACAUUGCUGGGAGGUGGAGGUGGGGGCCGGGCAAUACUGGGCUGUGGGGGUGGCCAGCGUGUCUGUGGGGAGGAAGGGAGAGAUCAGCCGUAGCCCUGAGGGGGGGAUCUGGGCUGUGGAGUGCUGGGGGGGUCAGUUCCAGGCUCUCACCUCCCCUGUGACCCCCCUGCCCCUGAGCCGGGUCCCCAGCAGGAUCCAGGUUUGUCUGGACUGUGACCGGGGGCAGGUGACAUUUAUCGGUGCUGGUGACGAGGCCCCGAUCUUCACUUUCCCGCCGGGCUCCGUCCCUAGGGAGAGAAUCCGACCCUGGCUCUGGGUGGGGGGAUCCCAGCUCAGACUGUGUCCCUGAGACACAUGGCAGAGGGGGGAACCGGAAAUCAGCCCCUCUAGCCUCAUGGACCCCAGUCUCUAUGACCUUGGAGGACUCCUGUUUACCCAGCCCCUUUCUCAUCUCUGUGAGGUGUAGAAGCCCCCCACUAUUCCUGCAGCCCCAGGGAUGGGAGAGGGAGGGGGGAAGAACCCCUGGGGCUGCAGGAGGAGCAGAGGGGCCCUGAGGGGCAGAGG